Molecule: messenger RNA, 1210 nt
Organism: Moneuplotes crassus
Lineage: Eukaryota; Ciliophora; Spirotrichea; Euplotida; Euplotidae
Source: the annotation of a GenBank genome assembly
UUUUGAUAAUUUUACCAUAGAUCAUGUCGAAGCUCUGAAUAUAUUCUCUGAGCUCAUUGAAUGAACAGUCAACCGAACUGCAGCAAGGAAGUUUGAGCAGAAUAUAGUUGUAGAUAACUUUUACCUAAAAGCAGGGACCUUCAGAGGAGUCUUUGCAUGCUCUGGUGUCUUUUCUAUGCAGCUGGAAUAUCAGCGCAGAUGCAUACUCUAUGCGAGUUACUUCAAUAUUUUCAGGGUUGAGCAAUUUCAAUAUAUGUGAAAGCUGAUUAUCAUGAGGUGGCAAUAGUAAAAUUUUGGGUUUCUGAAAUGUUUUACAAAUUCUUUGUUGUAGUCCUGACUCAUACUAGAUUUCAUUAAUUCCAUAAUUGGGAAGAUAUCCCUGGGAGACUAAAUCUUACUUGAAAAAGGGGACAGUUUUCAAUUAACAAAGUUACUUGCAUUGAUCUCAAAAUUUCCCACUCUUCAUUUAUGAAGUUUUAUCUAUUGAAUUUCCCUUCAAAAUUCUUAGCAAAGAGGAGAUCAGAGUAUUUAUAAAUCUUCAUGAAUGAGAAAUCAUCAAGAUCUUUUUCAAUAGCUUCGGCAAUCUGAUUAAAAUUAGUGGCCUGUAAUGAUCAUCUUGAGGCUUCCAAACCUCUGGAUCAUUAACUCUUCUAGAAUAGCCAUUUACAAUAUAUGGACAUCCACCAUAGGCAAUCAAUGAAUCAAUAGAUUGACCAUAGUUCUUGAUAGUGACAGGCUACAUUCAGUCUUGAGCCGCAACUGUUCCAAGUUCUGCUACAAUAUCUUCCAAAUCAUGUAUGUUAAGAGGAGGACUUGGUACAUCAAUCUUGUCUGAUCUUAACUUUUCAACCGUUCCUAGCGGGAACAUGCUUAAUAAUAUGAGUAUGCAUUCUGUACAAUUAUUAAAGACUUGGUUGAUCUGACAUAAACCUCUUCAGGGUCGAACUUUGGACUAAGGAAACUUUGUGAAAUAGGCAUGACUUUGCAUACCUAUUUCUGAGUUCUUCUCGGAUCAUGAAGUGCUUUCUGAAUCCAGAAGAAAAAAGCAUGCAUUUUCAGUUUAUGUAAUGAAACCCAAAGCUAUCUCCUUUUGGAGCUCUGGCUCGAUGGCGGUAUAUCUCAGAGACCAAUUUCAAGUUUGCACCUGGAAAAUGUAAUCAAACAUAGAAGGACGAAUAAUAUAUAAAUUUAGGAUACUUCAGUUGAGUUG